GGUGAGAUGCGUGCUCCCGCAAACCUUCUCUCGGGAUUUAACCAGCAGGGAAUCAAAUCAAUCCAAUCCUGGAGCCUCAAAGCUCGCAGGAGUCGUGUGCGCCCCGCACUUCUACCGGAAAAAUGCGCGGGCGGGGCAAGAGCUGAGCGAGGCGCGCCAGCGCCACGUGCUGGAACCUCACAGCUGAGCCCAACGGGAAAGAGCCGGGAGACAUCAGGGAAGGGGGAAUAAGAGGAGUGGGAAAAAAAAAAAAAACACACACACACAAAAAAAAAAAAAAAAAAAAGUAGUGCUAUCCGGAGCUCAUGGGGCCCAAGGACCGCUGUGCUCCGGCCGGGGUACCCCACUGUCCCGGCUGAGGGACCCAGAGACCGUCGCCCCCAGAGGUCCCCGCCUCCGGCCCGCGGCCGCCGCGCGCCGAUUGGCGGCCGGGUCGCGCUGCAAAGCGGCCGGCGAUUGGCGGCCGUGGGGGCCGCGCUGUAAAGCGGCCGGCGAUUGGCGGGCGGGCGGGCGCGUGCGGGCGCUGCCCGGCUUUGUACACGCGCGGCCCUUUAACAAUGGGCGCGGCGCACGGCGCCGCGUGAUGGCGGCGGAGCCCCGGGGCCGCCGCGCCGAGCUCGGGUGUCCCGGGCCGUGCCCCGCCGCCUCCCCCGCGGCCGCGACUUCCGCGACCCCCUCGUUCGGCUGUGCUCCCCGGCGGGAGGGGGCGGCUUAACGAGCCGCACUUGUGCCCCGCAUGGCGGCCAGCUGGGCCGGGGGGCCGGGGACGCCCCGCGGCAGCUGAUCGCGGUUAACCGAGGGCGAGCCAGAAAGGGGCGAGGGUAGCGCUGCCUGUCCCGCUCUCAGCGAGUGCCGCUUCCUCCCCGGUGCCCGGACCCGGGCGCCGCGCCGCGCCGCCGAUGGAGUUGGAGGCGCAGUGGUGGACAGGACAGCUGGCGGCCGAUAUCCACCAAGCGCUUCGAUACAAGGAGCUGAAGCUGCCCUCUUACAAAGGCCAGUCUCCCCAGCUACACCUGAGAAGAUACUUUGCUGACCUGAUUGCCAUUGUGAGCAACAGGUUCAGACUCUGUCCUGCUGCACGACAUCUGGCUGUGUAUCUGCUGGACCUCUUCAUGGACCGCUACGACAUAUCCACACAGCAACUGCACGUGGUUGCUCUUUCCUGUUUGCUUUUAGCAAGUAAAUUUGAAGAAAAGGAAGACAGUGUUCCCAAACUUGAACAGCUGAACAGCUUGGGUUGUAUGACUAACAUGAAUUUGGUACUAACAAAACAGAAUUUGCUUCAUAUGGAGUUGUUGUUGUUAGAAACAUUUCAGUGGAAUUUGUGCCUCCCAACUGCUGCUCAUUUCAUCGACUAUUAUCUUUCUAUUGCUGUCCAUGAGACCGAUCUUCAUGAUGGCUGGCCAAUGGUUUGCUUAGAGAAGACUAAGUUAUACAUGGCAAAAUAUGCUGAUUACUUUCUGGAAGUAUCAUUGCAAGAUCAUGAAUUUCUAAAUUAUGCCCCUUCUUUAGUCGCUACUGCAUGUGUAGCUUCUUCAAGGAUUAUCUUGCGUCUCUCACCCACGUGGCCCACACGGCUGCAUCACCUGACUGCCUACUCCUGGGACUUCCUGGUGCCAUGUAUUGAGCGACUCUUAAUUGCACACGAUAACGACGUGAAGGAAGCAAACAAGCAGAAAGGACAACAGACUCAGUCUGCCCAACACGCUGUGUUUCAGCCCCCAGCUCCAAGUGCUCAGCAGCACGUACCACAGUAUCUGCAGGCUCAUCAGUCUUCCUUACAGUACCACCACUCAGCAUCCCAACAGCAAAGCUGCCAGCAGAUAUUAUCAUCCACUCACACAGCCUCUUACCCACUCCAGACUUGCCCUGCUGCCUUACAGACCAGUGCUCAGGCUCGAGGCCAUGGACAGAGUGGCACUGCCAUGUCUCUGGCUGUACCACUGGAAGUGAAGCCGUGUAUAAGUGUCUCCUACAACCGGACGUAUCAAGUGAAUGGACGAUAUUCCUGUAUUACUCCCUGCUUUGAGAGGUGAUAAGUACAAAACACUUUGUGCUUAUUUGUUUGGGGUAGAGAGUUGUGUGGAAAAUUGUUUCAUUUUUUUGUUAAACCUCAAAAAAAGUUUGAGGGCAAAAAAUGGAAUUAAAAAAGGUGUCUUCCCAGAAAAAAAAAGCAACUGGAUUGGCAACUGCUACCACAGCUCAAAUAACAGCCUGCAAAAAGUUAGCACACACAGACCAUCCUCUGAAAAAGAAUCUGUAUGCUUGGGGAUAAUACAUUCUAACUCUGACACUCAGAAUAUUCUGCCUCUAAUGUGUGUCUAUGAAAUACUACUCAAAAGAAGAACAGCUGUGGACUAACUACAGACUUAUCUUUUAAUGAAGGAGAUAUGCAGUAUUAUUUUGAAGAUGUUUGUCAUCCCACCGUACAGUAUUAACACUUACUUUAUACUAACUGAAAUUUAAGAAUCCACUGAAUGCCAGACUUCUACAGGUACAUGGAGAUCACAGGAAGAAACAAAUCUCAUGUGGAUAACUCCAUACUCAUGCCCCCUUUUCACCACUUGUGUUGGUUAUUUGCUUUAGGCUAACACACAUGAAUUAACUGGUAUUUUGGAUAGUUUUUUAAGUUUUGUACCUUACAAGAUAGACAAUAUAUUUUUGCCUCUUUUAAACUCCCUAUCUUUUUUGUGUUUAAAGUAACUCUUUCAUACUAACUCAGGGACUUUUCUACUCAUUACACUGUGCUGCUGGUUUGUACACUAAUGGGGUAUAACUCGGGGAAGGAAGGCAGAGAGGGAAGAGACUAUAGCAAAUGGGGAGUGGCUUUUCUUCAGGGCAUCUAUGCAGAGUACCAAAGGGAUAUCUUAGUGUUCACAGAAUGUAGAUGUGAACUACUGCCCAGCAGUGUGAUAAUGGAAGAAAAGAGAAAGUUUCAGCUGAACUUAUACUGUACAAGAACUACUACCGUGGCUGUGAAUCCUCUGUGUACACGCACACAAACACACAAAUAUUAUUAACAAACAGAAAGCAUCCUCCAGUUGUACUGACAGUAUCAUUCCUACAGAAAUAGUACUGUUAAAUGCUGACAGAAAUCCAGUUCUGUCAUGCUUACAGUGGAGGGAAAUUCUCAGGUAAUAAAGGGGCAACUUUUUCUUCUACUAUUUGGGAGUUCCAGAAGAAGAUGUAGAGAUUUGCUCUUCCCAAGUGGGUGGAUCAAGUAUAUUUUGCAGAGUGAACUGCUUCAUCACAAGUAAGGUGCUAAUUACAUAACUUUAUGGAAUUACAUUAUCUCCUGUGGAGUGGAUAGUCUGAGGGUAGAAAGCUUCACUCAUCCACCUCUUGGAUGAAAAUUAUGGUAGAGAUAUUAAUGGAGAUGGUUUUUGGGAUUCUUUGUGUGUUUGUAAUUUUUUUUUUUUUGGGGGGGUGGUCGGUUGGUUUGUUUUUGUUUUGUUUGGGGUUUUGAGUUCGUUUGUUUUGUUGUGCUUUUUAAAUACAAGAAGAUAUCAGACUUUCUCCUGUGGUAGAAGUGGUAUGAAUGACAGGAUUCUUACUACUUUUAAUUAUCUUUAUAGUAUAUGGGCUUAAGGCUAUUUCUGAUAGUUUCAUUUGUUCUUUUAUCAUCUUCUCCCCUGUCUUAGUAGCAGCACUUAAAAUUGUGUACCAUCAAAUGACACUGAAUUAUUGUGAAUCUUACAGAAACUGUUUUGAAAGCAGGGGCAAUGAUAUUAUCAAUAUGAAGAUGAAGGCUUUAUCACCAUAAAGUUCAGAAUAGAGGGAGGACAGCUGUGUUCAUUCUUUCUGGGGCUAAAUUAUAACAGGCUACAAAAACCUAUUUAUUGUUGAGGAGAAGAAAUCCUAUUUCUCUUGUUUUGUCUUUUAAAUCCCAAUUUUUGUUGUGGGCUUUUGUAGCAUAGAUGUGCAAGUCAAGAAGAGUAGGAGGGUGAAUGAAAAGGUGACCCUCUCCCUUUUAUCCUAGAGAAUCAACUUUGAAAUAGGCAUAGUGUGGUCAAUUCCUUACUAAAAUGCAAGUUGGUUUGGUUAUUUUUCCUCUCUUUUCUUCAUGUCUUAAUAUUUCCCUUUGUCUGAGGGUAAUGUUAAAUAGAGACUUUCCACCUCAUAAGAUGCCAUGCUUUUUAUUCAGCACUGUUAUCCAUUUUAGAGGGAAAUGGACUUCUGCUGGUUUCAUUUUGUUGCAAUGCUGUAUCCAAGUCCUCAGUGCUCUAACUACCUCUGAUGCUAUGAAUGUACAGUCUUGUAAUAGACCAUGACUUGAAAUAACAGCAGAUGCCUGUAGCAAUUUUUUUUCUGUAAAAUCUUUAAGUCGGCUAACUUGUCAUUUUUUUUUGUGACACAGCAGUAUAGGCUUUUCUUUUUGGGGGUCUUAGUAAAUUUAUCCCAUAGGCAUUCGAUAUAUAAAAAUUUAACUAAUACUUAACACUGGAAUUAUAAUGGGUGGGGGGCUUAUUCAGUUAGUUAAUACCACAGAUUUACAUUGAAUAGGGUAUUUUUUAUUUUACUAUUUUAAGACAUUAGGUCAAUUGUAAAAAGAUCCACUACAUGCUGUUUGUUUUUAAUUUAUUACUUAGUCUGAGUUUUUUUCUGACACUACAGCUGCAUCAUGACUACAGAGAAAAUGUACACUGAACAGUUUCAAUCUAUAUUAUUUAAAAGGGCUUUAUCAGUGUACAUUAGAUAUACACUGUUCUUACUAUUAGAACCAAAAUGUGUUUUUUAUGGCAUAUAAGAAUGGUGCUUCUAAAUGCAAAAUGUCCAAAACAAUGGAAUCUUUGUGAGUGCUAUGCAUUCAACUUAUUUUUUAAAAUAAAACUAGUUUUGAGUAAGAAGGCUCUGGUGUGUAUUAUGCUUUAUAUUAUGUGGGUUUUUUUUUUUUAAUAUGUAAACUGUCUUGCCGUGUGUAUGGGCUGAAGCUGUAGAGACUUCCUUUUCUCCCUCCCCCCUUGUUUUCUGUGACAUAUCAUAAGCUUCAGGAGCACUCAGACUUCACAAUUG
This is a messenger RNA of Cinclus cinclus, 5013 nucleotides long. RefSeq names its product cyclin J (gene CCNJ). NCBI's taxonomy places the organism in Eukaryota, Metazoa, Chordata, Aves, Passeriformes, Cinclidae. Gene Ontology annotation, cellular component: cyclin-dependent protein kinase holoenzyme complex; cytoplasm; nucleus. Gene Ontology annotation, biological process: mitotic cell cycle phase transition; regulation of cyclin-dependent protein serine/threonine kinase activity. The transcript is spliced from 5 exons. Bases 900 to 2036 code for a protein of 378 amino acids. Gene Ontology annotation, molecular function: cyclin-dependent protein serine/threonine kinase regulator activity. The record is from RefSeq and is a predicted model, not a curated record.